AUGGAGCAGGCCGUUGAUAAUAUUCACGAUACUUCUGCACUUGCUGAUGAUGCUGAUGAGUCGAAUGGUGUUGCUGAUAUUGAUGAUCAGGAUCAGUGGACCGGAUUUCCCGGAGGACCGACGGAGCAUCACGUCGCUCGGAGGCUAUGGGAAGGAGAGGAUCGUGAAUCAUUAAAAGUAAUUACUCACGGAUUGAAACUGAAGAAGUUUGCCGAAGUUCCUAUGUCAGCUCCUGUAGAGCAUUGGAUUCAGGAAUCUGGGCUGAUGCAUCUAUCUUCAGGCUACCUCACUAUGGCUGAUGUUGUUCUGAUAUCCGCAUUUGUUGAAAGAUGGCACAGAGAGACCAGUUCAUUUCAUCUGCCAUUUAGAGAGAUGACUAUCACCUUAGACGACGUCGCGACUCUCCUUCACAUCUCACCACAUGACUACUCGUGGGCUUCCGCGACAUUGGUUUUCCUUUAUGACAACUUGAGAGAUGGAGCUGUCUACGACACUCGACAGGUGAGACGUUACAUGACCCUACUACAGUGUUGGAUUUACGAGCACUUUCCUAGGAUCAAUAAGCGGGGUGAUAGAGGAGCGGUUCCUGCCCAUCUUCCAAGAGCAUGUAGGUGGACUGCAAAACAUGUUGUUGAAGGUGGAUUGAUGGCAUAUCGUCGGAGACUUGAUGCGUUGUUGCUUGAGGAUGUAGUGUUUACACCAUAUGAUGAUGAUCGAGCUAAUCAUCCGUUUGUAUCGAUUUUGAUGUUUUCUGGAUAUCUUCGAUGUGGUGGAGUCUCAGUCCCAUAUUUGCCAGAGUGA
Messenger RNA from Cicer arietinum (chickpea), 801 nucleotides. The record is from RefSeq and is a predicted model, not a curated record. NCBI's taxonomy places the organism in Eukaryota, Viridiplantae, Streptophyta, Magnoliopsida, Fabales, Fabaceae.